Molecule: messenger RNA, 1116 nt
Organism: Tachyglossus aculeatus (Australian echidna)
Lineage: Eukaryota; Metazoa; Chordata; Mammalia; Monotremata; Tachyglossidae
Gene: NCCRP1
Product: NCCRP1, F-box associated domain containing
Exons: 6
Coding region: 1-837 (278 amino acids)
Biological process (GO): glycoprotein catabolic process; SCF-dependent proteasomal ubiquitin-dependent protein catabolic process
Cellular component (GO): cytoplasm; SCF ubiquitin ligase complex
Molecular function (GO): ubiquitin protein ligase activity
Source: RefSeq, a predicted model, not a curated record
AUGCCACAGAGGCCGGGCCCGCCCCCGGGCCGGGAAGUUGGGGUGACAGGGGGCCGCCCAGUCCAGCCCAGUCCAGCCCAGUGCAUCCCAGUGGAGCUGAGCCGAGCCCAGCCGAGCGGUGGGAUGGCAGCGGCCCAGCAAGAGCGGGCCGCGUCCCCUGUUCCCCCGGCGCCCCCGUCGCCCACCCCGUCGGAGGGCAGCGCCCGGCAGCGGCUGCUGGACGAGUGGGGGCCCCGGACCGACCUGCCCGCCCCGCUGCCCCCGCCGGGCCUCACCUGGCAGCUCCUCUACCUCAGCCGCCCGCUCUACCGGAACCUGCUCCGGAGCCCCAACCCCGAGGGAAUCAAUGUCUACCAGCCGGCGCCCCCCAUGCACCCCCAUGCCCAGGCCGUGCCCCUCUCCUCUCUCGGUAAUUUCAGCGGCUGGGAGAUAAGCACUGAGAAGCUGCCGUCCAACUACAGCUGGACGGUGAAGCAGCAGUGCGUUGACCUCCUGGCCGAGGGCCUGUGGGAGGAACUUCUGGACCGCUACCAACCGGACAUCACCGUCAUGGACUGGUACGAGGACAGCCAGCUGGACAUGUCGGUAUACGAGCUACACGUGCGGCUGCUGCGGAGGGACCGGCGGACCGUGGUGAAGGAAUACAACAUCGCGCCCAGGACCAACCCCCGGGGUCCCCCGGGCCGCUGGCUGCAGGUCUCCCACGUCUUCAAAAAGUAUGGGCCGGGCGUCCGCUACGUCCACUUCCUCCACAAGAGCAAGGACCACCAGGGCCCGGAUGGUUUCCACCGGACACGGGUGACCGACAGCUCCGUAUCCGUGCAGCUGAGGGAGUGAAGACCCCCUGCCUUUCCUGCCCCCCGUCUCUGCUCCCUGGGUCGGAGGGGGUGGUCUGUGCCAGCUGGCUGGGAGUAAGGAUCCCCACCCCCUCCCCUCCCACUUCCACACCUUUUUGCUGCUAAAUUUCCAUUGUAUCGAUCCUGAACUGUCCCUAAUCAAUAAUCAUAAUCCCCAACGCAAUCUCCCCGUCGUUCCCCUCUGGAACCUUUCAUUCAUUCAUUCAUUCAUUCAAUCGUAUCAUUUUGUACCCUCUCAAGCGCUUCAUGCCGUACACGU